AUGAAGAUCUGCACAGCUGUCCUCCCGGCUCUUGUGGCCAUCGGUCUCGCUCAAACGCCUCCGGGCGUUCAGCUGCCCAUUGCAGAGGUUUGUGGUGGCAACGACAGUGUCGUCUGUGUCAACAAAUACGCGGCCGUGCUUCCUUACCACUUCUCCCGCAACGUGAGUUCCAAUGACCAUGAAUACGAUUUUCGCAACACUUCUGUUCCGUCCAAUGGGACAGAUUUUGACCUGCUACUCGACGCGGACUUUGUUGUCUACGACCGGGAACUCGCUAUGGAAUAUUUAGGCGCCAAUCCAACCUACGAGUUUGUCUUUGCCGUGUCUAAGGCGGUGCAUGAAGCACCAGUCUAUGCUCCAGAGCAAAAUCUGCUCUUCAUCUCGCAGCUUGCCCCGCCAACGGGCUAUCUCCCCCAACUUGUCAUCGAUUUGAAUGUUGAUCCACCAACGCUGUCCGAAUAUCUCCCUGAUCCACCUAUAUACGCUCCCAAUGGCGGCACGUUCCGUGAUGGAUUGAUCAUUUUCGGUGCCUCUGGGGGUAACGAUAGCAUUGGUGGUGGUGAGCAAAGAGUAUCGAUCCGUACGGUCGAUCCAGCCACGAACGAAUCGACAGUCAUUCUUAAUAACUACUUCGGCUAUUACUUCAACAAUAUCGACGACUUGGCCAUCCACCCGACCAGUCGCGAGAUCUUCUUCACCGAUCCAUUAUAUAGCUACUAUAACGGCCUAACGGAUACCGCACCUCAGCUUCCGGUGGCCAGCUACCGUUUCAACCCUGAUACCGGUGCCUGUAUCAUCAUUGAAGAUACGCUUCAGCAACCGAAUGGCAUCGCCUUCACACCUGACGGAGAGACAAUGUAUAUCUCGGAUACGGGCGCUGUGGCUGGCAUCGAAGCUCCUGGCUACGGUGGAGAGGGCACACAAUUCAACACAACCGGCCCUCGCACCAUCUAUGCGUUCGAUUGCUUGAAUAACGGGACAAAGAUCAUCAACAAACGCGCCUUCUACUUAUCGCAGGACUGGGUACCGGAUGGCCUCAAGGUCGCUCAGAACGGCGCAGUGCUGACUGGUGCUGGGAAGGGCGUUGAUGUAAUUGCGCCAACAGGAGAGCUGGUCAUGAGGAUACAAACCAAUUACACGGUGCAGAACAUGGCGUGGACUGGUGACGACCUCAAAACCCUUUGGAUCAUGGGCAACUAUGGUGUAAGCAAGGUCCAAUGGGACCUUGUUGGGCAGAAGCUGACAUGA
Cyphellophora europaea CBS 101466 is the source of this 1248-nucleotide messenger RNA. RefSeq lists its product as uncharacterized. The transcript is spliced from 3 exons. Bases 1 to 1248 code for a protein of 415 amino acids. Lineage: Eukaryota; Fungi; Ascomycota; Eurotiomycetes; Chaetothyriales; Cyphellophoraceae. The record is from RefSeq and is a predicted model, not a curated record.